Molecule: messenger RNA, 2567 nt
Organism: Salmo salar (Atlantic salmon)
Lineage: Eukaryota; Metazoa; Chordata; Actinopteri; Salmoniformes; Salmonidae
Product: proton-coupled zinc antiporter SLC30A1
Biological process (GO): detoxification of zinc ion; intracellular zinc ion homeostasis; zinc ion transmembrane transport
Cellular component (GO): endoplasmic reticulum; membrane; Golgi apparatus
Molecular function (GO): zinc ion transmembrane transporter activity; calcium channel inhibitor activity
Source: RefSeq, a predicted model, not a curated record
UGACCCCCACAACGGAAUGGGACAGCGGACUGCGGAUAAAUGAGGAGGAUGAUGAGAGCGAAUCACCUCACAUGACAACGAUUAUAACCUGGGAGUCUGGUGGGCGUGGGAGAGAAAGAGAACGAGAGAGAGAAAGAGAACGAGAGAGAGAAAGAGAGAGCGAGCGAAAGAGAGAGAGAGAGAGAGAGAGAAUAACGGAGCACAGAACACAUCAAGAAAUGUCUUAAUUCGGCGCGCAAAUGUGCAUGUAUUAUCUCACCACCAUUUACCGGGUGAUUAUUUGACGCUUGUGAUCUACCGUUCAUCAAAGGUGAGAUGGCGAGCAGGUUGGGGCUCCCCCACGGCAGUUCCCUGCACAGAUGCAUGCUGGUCCUGACCUUCCUGCUCCUACUGUGUGAGAUCGUUGUCAGCCGCCUCUGUAACUCCCUCAUCACCAUGGUGGAUGUCUUCCACACCCUCUUCAUCCUCAUGCACAUGGCUCUUCCUCAACCCACCCUGGGCAGAGGUUCCCCAAAAAACCCACCUGCCUCCCCUCUCUCCACCCCCAACACCUCCACCCCCACUCAGUCACCUGUCAAAUCUCCCCCAUAUGCCCCAGCCACCUCCUGUGUGUCCCCCAUCCCCUCCAGCUCAACUCCCUGUCCUUCUCUUCCGCUCUCAACCCCUGUUCCCACCAUCACUUCCCAGUUUCCCUCCAAACCUCUCACCCCUACAACCACCCAUUGUUUCUCCUCUCACCACUCUGGUUCCAACCACCCCACCUCCACCCUGUCUAUUCCAGCCAACCCUUUCCCCAGACCCCUCACCCCUCUGGCCUCCCUGUGUGGCCUGUCCUACAGUGGGGCGAGGGUCCAGCCCCUGGGGGCUCUGAUCUCAGCUCUCCUGCUGUCUGCCUUGUGUGUCUCUGUCUCUCUAGAGAUCCUCAGCCACACCCUGCAGCCCCACCCUAUACAGCGCCCUCUUUUGGCCACGGUGAUGGGGGCUGUCAGUCUGCUCUACAACCUCCUGGUGCUGGGGCUCAGCUGGGGCAGCUUGCUAGAGACCAAGACUAGAGCUGCCUGGGAGGGGGAGGAGAGCUCUGUCCUUGGUGGGAAUGAAAAAGUCAAGGCCAAGGUCCAGACCAAAGACAGCACGGCAGUGGGGGGAGAGAAUUACGUCAGUAACCUCCCUACAUCUCUAGAUGGUGCCUUCCAAGAUGGAACACUUGUACUCUGUAACCCUGGGACAUCCAGUGUCCUGAGCCCUGACAGUGACUCACAGCACCCAACCCAGACAUCCCCACUCCAUACCAUGGUCCCUCAGGGUCCCCUUUCAGACCACUGCCAUGGAGCACACACACUCCCUGCAGACUGCAGAACUUCAGAGACACCAAACAGCUUCUCACAUCCAGAGGCCAGUGUCUGUCAUCCAAAGGACCCCCACUCUGAAGUGUCUAAGUAUAGUGCCUGCAUGGGACACAGAGAAAAUCAGACAGACCCCACCACAGCCUCAGCCCUAAAGUCAGAAAGCCCUACAAGCCUCAGGGUCCAACUUCCCGCCUAUCUCCCAUCCGUCAUCUCCCUCACUCAGGCACUGCUAGGCUCCAUCCUGGCACUCACCAAUGGACUUACCCUGCUACUCCUGGGCCCAGACUGCCUGCAUGGCUCUGGGGCCUGUGGCCCCUUCGUCUACCUGGACCCUGGCUUCUCCAUGGUGGCUGUGGUGCUGCUGCUGGCCACCACUCUGCCCCAGGUGUGCCGCUACGGUUGGCUGCUGCUCCAGGCCGUCCCGCCCCAGGUGUGUGUGUCUGAUCUGGGCCGGCGGAUCGCUAGUGUGCCAGGGGUGCAGGCGGUGCACGACCUCCACGUGUGGCAGCUGACAGAGAGCUGCCUGGUGGCAUCUGUACAUGUCCACUGCCACGCUGGGUUCCAGAUACACAGGUGUGGUGAUCUGUUGUCGGGGGUCACCAAGGUGCUGCAGAGUGUAGGUGUGAGCUGCUGCACCAUACAACCAGAGUUCCUCCUCUCCACUCCCACAGCCAAUGGCAACCUGGAUAACAACACCACCAACCCCACCAUCAUCCAUAGGGAGAUACCCCCACUGCCCUCACACCUGGCCUGCAGCCUGGCCUGUGGGAAGGGCUGUGCUGGGAAGAUGUGCUGUGCUCCUUUGGAGGAAGGGUCUGCAGAGCCACUGGCACCCCCUGUUGGGGAAACUGAGGAGGAGCCUCACACGCUGAUCAUAGAGAACACCUUUCUUUGAGGGAAGGACCUCUAGGAUGUAUCUCAAUAGAGUGGGCUCCUUGCAUCCUUUCCUUCAUAUGGAACUGAUGUGAGAGGACUGAAGUGGAGCAAACCACUUUUGGCAAUUAAGAUUCAGCUUGGGGAUUGAAUAGAAUACAUUAUUAUUGUCAGAAUAUUCUUAAAGACUUCUGUCCCCGUGUCAUUGAGGUCAUUUUAGAGAGCUAGAUAGCCUAAUGUAAGAAUUAGGCUCAGGUAAAGAGUAAAAGUCCCAGUAGUCAUCGUGUGUGUGUGUGUAUUUUGGGAUGGGGUGGGAUAAUAAACAGUAUUCCUAUGGGUACUCAGAAA